AGGAGGAGCUGGACGAAAGUGGUGCCCGUCUCGGUGCGGGUUUUGCUGCUCUAAGUUCCUCUUCCAGGCGCGCUGCUGCUGCUGGUCUUAUGAAAGACUGUGUCAUCGCGCCUAACUGGGGCGAGAGCAGGGGAGGAAAAUCCCUGCCAGCCAAAUUUGGCACUGGAGGAGGAGGAGGAGGAGGACUUCGACCACGGCGAGGGACAGAAGAAAUGCCAUCUUCAGUGAUUUGUGGCGCCUGCUGAAACAGGCGACCCAGCCAAGCCCUGCUGCCAGGCGCAGUCCAACGCUACCCAACUCCGGACUGGCUGAGCUCGAAAUGCCACCGAAGGAGCGUCGCCUUUCCCGGCUCGGCGCGUGAACGGCCCCAGUCCUCGCUCUCCCCCCCCCCCCCCCGCCGCUUUUUCCCUGCUUGGCUCUCCCUUUCUCUAAAAUGACGAGCGGCUCGGAAACCUCAUCAUGGCCAACGGGACGGGGGCGGCGGCGACAGUCAUGCUGAAGUGCGUGGUGAUCGGCGACGGAGCGGUGGGCAAAACUUGCCUGCUCAUGAGCUAUGCCAACGACGCGUUCCCGGAGGAGUACGUGCCCACAGUCUUUGACCAUUACGCAGUCAGUGUGACAGUUGGGGGCAAGCAAUACCUUCUCGGACUAUAUGACACUGCCGGACAGGAAGACUAUGAUCGCCUCAGACCGCUGUCAUACCCCAUGACUGAUGUUUUCCUCAUCUGUUUCUCCGUGGUAAAUCCAGCUUCUUUUCAGAAUGUGAAGGAGGAAUGGGUACCAGAACUUAAAGAAUAUGCACCAAAUGUACCUUAUUUAUUGGUUGGAACCCAGAUUGAUCUUCGUGAUGAUCCUAAAACAUUAGCAAGGCUAAAUGACAUGAAAGAAAAACCAGUAUCUAUGGAGCAGGGACAGAAGUUAGCAAAAGAGAUAGGAGCCUAUUGCUAUGUGGAGUGCUCAGCUUUAACGCAGAAAGGAUUGAAGACUGUUUUUGAUGAAGCCAUUAUAGCCAUUCUAACUCCAAAGAAACAUACAAUGAAAAAGAGAAUAGGCUCAAGAUGCAUUAAUUGCUGCCUGAUCACAUGAGAGCUGCUGGGACAAUGGCCACGCGUGCUGUGAAACUUCUGACACUGUGCAAAUAUACACUUCAAGACAGCAACACCUUAUUAAGAGAUCCACUGAUCCGACAGGGAAGCUGAUUUUAGGAACUGGCAUUUGGUGAACCCCAGAGGGGGAGGGAGAAAAUCACAAAUGUGUGAAGAAGUAGGCACCAUCUACUGCGAAGAUUUUAUUCAGAUGGGAAGAAAGGUACAAUCUCUCAGGGGUAACAUAAUUUAGGACACACAACAAAUGUAUGAUCACAUUGUCACUGCAUGUCGACCAUGCUGUAAAAAAGAGGAACAAAGCCCCACGAUGCUCUGAAAAGAUUUGGAAAGCCUUUUGCUUUGCCCAUACCCCUGUGCAGUCUUCAUGGAAUUGCACAAUCAAAAUGCCUCUCCUCUUUGUGCCAGUUAUCUGCUUUUAUAUGUAAGCUGCUUCCUAUUCCAGUAUAUCCACAAAGAUGCAAUAAGGAGACCAGCCACAUAGCCAAAGGUGGCUCCAAGUGAACAGGAGAUGGGCCACACCUGAAAGAGGAAAAUGCUGUAUUAGAAGAAGAAAAGGAUGUACUUUAAUGAGCACAAGGUUUUGGUAUAACUGAAAGAAACCAAAAGGGGGUACAGAAUCUUUGCAAAGCUUGACCUGCUUUUACCAAGAAUGCCAAAAAAUGGUAAUAGCCAUCAAGCAUUUGUUAUGAAUAUGAACAAUUGUACAGUUUUUAAACUCAUGUGCAUUAAAAUGUAACUAGCUGCUGGCUAUUGCAUAUGAUGCUUGAUCAGAACCAGGUAAGAAAUAUGUGGUGCAUCUGUGGUCAGAGCAGUUGAUGUAUUCUUAUUUUCCAGUUAAGUUGCUAACUUUUUAAAGCAUGGAUGGUUAGAACUGUCUGUAUUGCUUCUCCCUCUCCCUUCCCUACUGCAUUCUUUCAUUCCUAGGUAGCUCUGAUAACACAUUUGAUAUUGAAGCACAACUGAAUGAAACAUAUUAAAGGAGACCAUAAAUCAGAGGGAAGGGCAGGGGCACACAUGAUAAUGACUGCUUCACGCAAUGACCUUUCUCUGCCAGCAAUAGCAACAAAUAUUUGCAAGAUAAAGUUCUGCUAUCAUGCUAGAAAGCAUACUGAAUUGGAUCUGAGCAUCCAUCUUCUGUGGAUAGAAGGUUCUCCAUCACUGGAGAUGUCUGACCCAGGAGAAGAAUCCCUGUAAAAAAUUGAGGAACUGAUGGUCUUUCCCAAUUCAUCACUUUUCCUGCAGUCUUCUUAGCUGCUGCUGCUCCAGAAUAUUAGGGAAAUGGGUACUGGGUUCUAUACCAAAAUGCCCCUUUUGACCAGCAACAGAAAUCUGAGCAGAAGUUGGUUUAGAGAAUACUCCCAUGAUUGGAACUAGAUCCAGCCUUUGUAAAACUGUUGAUCUCUCUUUUUUAACCCUCCCUCCCUCUCAGUGCUGUUCUCAAAUGAAAUUAAUUGGCAGUUCCUGAAAUAUAUUUGCUGCUUAUGUGUUAUACCUGCACUUCGAAUUCCAAGUUGUAUAGGCAAUGUGGAGCUGCAGUUCCACAAUAUCCCAAUAUUGUGUGUUCAAUCAAGAGGUGAAAUAUGUAAGGAUAAAAAUUCCAGGAACAGUGCCAGAUAUUUAUGUGGAAUUCCCUAGUCAGUAUUAAACAGAUGAAGACAUAAACAUGGUAGCACAAUCCCGUUUAUGCACCACUAACUGAAUUUAAGCCUUGAAACUAUACUCCAAGAUCUGUUUGUGAUGGGUGAAAUCAGAUGUAGCUAGCCAGAUCCACCCAGAACAAAAUAAAGAUACUAUGCCACUUGUAAAUGGCUAUCAGUCAAGUCAGGUUAUCAAUCAGUCAGAUAACUAAUUUAACAAAUCAGCUGAUUGAUCAACUGGAAUUGCAUCUGAAUAAAAAAAAAAAAGAACUUCACGGAGAAGGAAAGCAUACUUGUUAUUUUCAGAUAAUGCCCAUCAUAACCUAUCUUAGAAGAGGAAGCUUCAGAAUGUGGAAAAAAAAUGAAUGCUGCUUCCAGGAUAGUGCCUCCUUCCUAAAGUUUUUAUAAAUACACACAAAAAUUAAGGUUAAAAAAAAGGCUGACAUGCAGGGCACCUUUUUAGUCAAUAAAAUAGUUUUAAUUGGUUUUACUGAUUACUCACUAAAUGUCACAGUGUAAUAAAAAUGAAUGCAUUGCAAAUGAACGCUGCUUCGAAUUACAAUGGAUAGGCAAUCAGUUGAGUUCCUUAAUUGGACAGGGCAUCAUUUUGAGCAUCAUUCUUCUCUAAGUGAAAUCCAGUCCAAGCUAUCUUUAUUGGGCAAGUCAGGAAGUGUUAGCUGCUUAAUAUGGGUGGAGUUAUACAACAGGAUUUUUAUAUGUAGCUCCAAGGAGCAGUUUCCCUCUUUAAUUUUUGCUGCUCAGCAAUGGCAGCAGGGAAGGGUUUGCUGGCACAGAGGGAAUGGAUGGGUUGGCAGGACUGCAUUUUGGUAAUUAUGAAUGUGUCCUGCCUUUGCAAAUUCAUUGUUAAAGCAUAUUGAAAAUGAUUUAAAUUUUAAAAAUGAUUAGAGUUUAUUAAGGAGCUUUCAGAUUUGAAAUUUACAAACUAUAAAUAUAAAAUAAAGACAUUUCAGUGAAUACUUUUAAGAACAUUAGUUUAGAGCUGGCUAAUUACCCCAACUUUGUUAUAAAAGAGAAAAUUAAUGGCAGACUUUUGCAGAGAUGCAGAUGAGAGACAUUAAGAGGCAUUAGCUCUAUUCAGUGCUUCCCCUUUUGCCUGAGCUCUGCAUGUGAGAAAAAAGAGGAAGGGGGGCUAGUUAGUUCUACUCCUCCCUUGUGCUCUUGUUGCAUCCUCCACAUUGAAGCCAAUUGUUCAAAGAUUCUGUAACCCAGGAAGUGUCUUGCUGUACAACUGCCGAUCACAUACAGAAGCAGCGAGAAUGGGGAAGGGAGGAAGAGUUCGUUCAUCCCACCUCCAUCUCCUCAUAUAUAAAGCUUACACAUGAGAGCCACUGAAUAGGGCUACUUCUUUCAUAACAAAGCCCACAUUUAUUUCCACUCUGCUGAGUUUGCAUCUCUUAGCAAAGUGACUCUUAACCUAUGAAUGCAAGCUGCUAGCACAAUAGCCUUCCUUGCCAUGAGCCACAGCUAUUCUGCUCUAAGUUAGCUACUGUAAAAUGAUUCUUAGAAUGAUGAACUUGUGGCCAAAAACCAGCUUUGUGCUACCAUACAGUUCUUGCAUGUAUACACAGUGUAAACAAUCUAGCUUGAACUGGGAAUGCCUUGCUCUCACUUUCAGACUUGCAGAUAUAACAUUGCAGCUGUCAUCAUUAUCUGCUCCAAUCUAAAAGUUAUCACUGUAUGUUCUUAAUAUGAAUUGAUGAUGUACAGUGAUCCACACUAUUUCUGUGGUGUUAGAAGUAUGCAGAUAUUCUCAACAAUCACCCCAUCAUUCCUGCAUCUGACGAUUGUCAGUGGACCCCUUUGUACAUCAGUGGGCCUGACCUGUAGACCUCUUCUUUCAACCAUUUUCUUUUUUUAAUAAUAAUUUUAGCAGAAAUUACAAUUGUACAGAUAAAAACUAAUAGGAACUACAAAAAAUUAAGAACAAAAAAUAUAAAGUGCAAGAAAAAAAUGUAAGUAUAGCAGAGAAAAAAGAAAGAGAAAAAAUAUGAAGUAUCUUCCCCCGUCACAAGUAUUAAAAAAAAUAUUUUAAACAACUCAUCACCGUGCUGUUCUGAGGGUUCUCAGUAUUUUUUUAAAAAUAAAAUAAUUCCAAAAGUGGUUAAGAAAUGAGGAUCAGUUGAACGUAAAGUCCUUAGAGGCUAUAUUACACUUGUGAGCCUGAUGAAAUUCCUCAAUUCCCAGCUGCUCAACGCACAAGCCACUGCAGAAACAUCAGUUCCUGCUGUCUACUCAUGAGUAGCAGCUGUCCAUAAUAUGUACAGGCGAUCUCAUGAUCCCUCCUUUCUCCGGAGAGAUUUCAGAGGCUUAGAUCCAGCAUCUAGCCACCAAUUCAGCCAUAAUAUUGUCCCUGUUGUUCAGGGAUGUUCAUUCGCCAUGGCCCCACUGGAAGUACUCCUUUCAACUAUUUUCAUGUAGUAAUCUAUGACUGCAUAUGUUAAGACAAUAACUCUCAUGGUUCUCGGCCAAUGUAACUAGGAAUUCUGCCUCUUGCAAUGAAGUACAGUAUUGUACAUCCAGGCUGGGAAAACUGAUCUACCUGCUUGGGGGUUCGUACAGACAAGUCUUUACUAGAAUAUAAUUUACAAUAUGUAUAUGUAAGGCAAUACCCAGUUAGGUAAACCAGAAAUGUGAAGCAGAGCACUGCUAUCCCAAUCCACGGGCCUUAACUUAUUUGAACUACUCUUUAUUCAAGUAAAAGUAAAAGGUAAAAGUAAAAAAAAGUAAAAGGGUUGAGAAAUCUUUCUUGAUACCAAUGGUUUAUUUUGAUACAGACUUUUAAACAUUUAGCCAAAAUUAAAGAUUAAAUUAUUUGAUUAAUGAACUGACUCCAGUUCUGAAACUUGUUGGCCCAAAUAACACAACAGAGGCCAACUUUUUAUUUAAAUGAAGAAAAACACUGUUGCAGCUUAUCUCUACUCUUUCGUAGAAUGCUAUAAGCUCAAGCCAUCCUUACAGUGCCUUUUGCUAUGCUAAGAUAGGUACACACUGUAUUUCCUUAACCUUUAUGAAAGGCACAAUUUACAAUCCCCUGUCCUUCAUCUUGUUUUUCACUAAUCACCUGGACAACAUACGAAAUGUAAUCCAGGCAAUAGAAUGCUAAACUGUCUGUCUGUUUCUCUGUCUGGGUGGCAUUUAGCUCCUGUCUCCAGUUUGCAAAAUGCAUGCACAAACACAAGUUCUAGAACAGCUUUCCCUUACUGGUGUUUUGGAAAUACAAUUGACAGACCUCUGAGAUAUCAUCCUAUCCCACCUGUGGGGCUCCAGGUUGAAGGCUAUUCCAGAACUAGUUUUGAAGAGAACAGGCAGGAAAAAGCCAUCUUACUGUUCCACAAUUUCUCCUAGCCAUUAAUUUUUUCAUCAUAUUACUCAUCAAACUAACUUCUUUGUUGUUUGUAAUCUGCUUUGAUUUGAUCUUUUGUGCUUAAUCUUCAUAUCACUAAAUGUGCGUUUAGUGUUGUAUAGGAUUAUUUGGAGGUCUUUAGAAGAGUAGUCAAGAUGAUAGUAAUAUUUUCAUGAGGUGCCUUAGGGACUCUUACUGACCUUGCUUCUGCCUUUUAUUUACAGCCUGAGAAAAGUAACUGUUUCAAUCUGUCAUGCCUGCUUUUCAAACCAAAGAUUUGCUUAUUCAUGUUCAGUAACAUGGCAUUGCAUAUUUUCUGCAAAAUGUUAAAUAGUGUUUAUUCAGUGCUAACAUACUGCAUUUUUGGCCUGGUGAAGGCUGAAUUUCCAAUGGACAUUUUCAUUCAAAAUAACUUCAAUUUCAUCAGGAAUUGACCAGACAUUAAACAAUAAUAAAACAA
Candoia aspera is the source of this 6567-nucleotide messenger RNA. It is a transcript of the gene RHOQ, whose product is annotated as ras homolog family member Q. The transcript has 5 exons. The coding region runs from base 460 to 1086 and encodes 208 amino acids. The record is from RefSeq and is a predicted model, not a curated record. NCBI's taxonomy places the organism in Eukaryota, Metazoa, Chordata, Lepidosauria, Squamata, Candoiidae. Gene Ontology annotation, biological process: endocytosis; cortical actin cytoskeleton organization; small GTPase-mediated signal transduction. Gene Ontology annotation, molecular function: GTP binding; GTPase activity; protein kinase binding.